Molecule: messenger RNA, 1206 nt
Organism: Ananas comosus (pineapple)
Lineage: Eukaryota; Viridiplantae; Streptophyta; Magnoliopsida; Poales; Bromeliaceae
Product: anthranilate synthase beta subunit 2, chloroplastic-like
Exons: 8
Coding region: 41-910 (289 amino acids)
Biological process (GO): L-tryptophan biosynthetic process
Cellular component (GO): cytosol
Source: RefSeq, a predicted model, not a curated record
ACCAACUCUCUCUCUCUCUCUCUCUCUCUCUCUCUCUCUCAUGGCGAUUCUCACUCUCCGAUCCCUCCUCUCCUCCUCCAAACCCUACCCCGAUCCCCAAACCCUAGCCGCGGCCCCGCCCCGCCAUGCGCGAUCCCCCGCCCUAGCCCCUGUUGCCGAUCCGACGAGGGUCAAAAGUGGAGUUUUAUCAAAUAGGAGAAGCAGUUUUACUGCUCCAAUACAAGCAGUAACGGCAGAAAGAGCAUUUGUUUCGAAUGGUUAUAAGAAGGAUUCGAAACCGAUCAUUGUGAUCGACAACUAUGAUAGCUUCACUUAUAAUUUAUGCCAGUAUAUGGGCGACCUGGGAGCUAGUUUUGAGGUAUAUCGAAAUGAUGAAAUUACCGUUGAAGAAAUCAAAAGGAAACAACCAAGAGGGAUAUUAAUUUCUCCAGGUCCUGGCACCCCUCAGGAUUCAGGAGUCUCUUUACAAACUGUUUUAGAGUUGGGGCCUUCUAUUCCUUUAUUUGGAGUUUGUAUGGGCUUGCAAUGCAUUGGAGAGGCUUUUGGAGGGAAGAUUGUACGCUCUCCUUCUGGUGUUGUACACGGGAAGAGCUCGCUGGUGUAUUACGAUGAAAAACUGGUUGAUACACUAUUUUCCGGUGUGCCAAAUCCAUUUCAGGCUGGAAGAUAUCAUAGCCUUGUGAUUGAGAAGGACAGUUUUCCGAGUGACUCUCUAGAGGUUGUCGCGUGGACGGAAGAUGGGCUAGUUAUGGCUGCCCGACACAAGAAGUACAGGCAUAUCCAGGGAGUGCAGUUUCAUCCGGAAAGCAUCAUAACGCCGGAAGGAAAAACAAUGGUUCAAAACUUCAUCAAGCUUAUCGAAGAUCUCGAAGGCUCCAGCUCCAUUCCAGAAGACUCAAAUCAAAUUUGAUUCAGAGUAGGACUACAACAAGGCAAAUUAUCGACGAUAAGUUCAAAAUCCCUCUCUCCUAUUAGUCAAAUUGAAAAAGGAACCACUUGAUUGAUGCUAGAUUAAUAAAUUUGUGCGAUUUGAUCUUACCGUAAGUAUAUACUAGUUAUUUUGUUCAUAAAAGUAGCCAAAAAACCGAGUUCCGUACAAGACAUGAAAUGAAAUGAAACUACGCGUUUCUUAGCUGAUAUUGGUUUAAUACACACAUCCUUGUAUCAAAUAAUGUUCCUCAAUCUAUUGCUUUUUUUGUACAUUAA